GAAGCACAAUGUGAGCAGCCUUCCUCUUGACCCCCUGUGGAUCCCAUUCUCUGCAGUUAAGGUGGCAGAGGAAUUCUUGUACUUCACUCUGAAACUUAUGAUGGAUGACUGGCAAUAUGAGAGGCCAAGCUACCAGUAUUUCCUGGGAGACAUCAUCAAUAUUGAGGCUACCGUCAAGCAGUACUUCCACGUGCCUCUCCGUGUUUAUGUGGACAACUGUGUAGCUACUCUGUCUCCUGACGUGUCCUCCAACCCUAGAUAUGCCUUCAUUGAUAACCAUGGAUGUUUGCUUGAUGCCAGGAUCACAGGCUCUGACUCUAAGUUCAUGGCUCGCUCUGCAGAGAACAAGCUUCAGUUCCAGCUGGAGGCCUUCAGGUUCCAGGGCGCUGACAGUGGACUGCUCUACAUAACCUGCCACUUGAAAGCAACAUCUACUGCGUAUGCCAUCGAUAGUGAACACAGAGCUUGUUCAUUCAUCAGUGGGUGGAAAGAGGCCAGUGGAGCUGAUGCAGCUUGUGGCACCUGUGAAUCUGGUGGAUUUGGAGCGGCUCCUGGCGGUUCAUCCGGUGGAGUUGGGGGUGGUGCCUCAAGUGGUAUGUGGGGUACUGGUGGAGGCUCUCAGGCUAAUCCUGGAGGAAGGAAGAUCCGUGAUGUGUCCCAAAAAGAAACUGUUUUCGAAUGGGAAGGUGAUGUCACCCUGGGUCCCAUCUCCAUCGGAGAGAAGGUGCUCUCUUAAUUCAGUUUCCU
Messenger RNA from Plectropomus leopardus (leopard coralgrouper), 747 nucleotides. Lineage: Eukaryota; Metazoa; Chordata; Actinopteri; Perciformes; Serranidae. The record is from RefSeq and is a predicted model, not a curated record.